ACAAUGAAUGCCAAUAUAUAUAUAUAAACCAGUUAUAGAGAUAUUUGUCCGUGACAAAUAACUUCAUACAAUUACACCCAUCAGAACCACCAUGGUACGCCUCGUUGUCAGCAGGAUAGAAGCAGGAUUUGCUACGCUUAUAACAGACGAUCACCACUUUCUUGAGCUACCUUUGCACGUGUGCGAUCCUAGUAUCGAAGUGGGCACUGUCAUCUAUGCCGAUAUAACCCGUAACGAGGAUGCAGAAAGAGAGAACUUAGAGAAAGUAUCGGAACUUCAGAAGAGUUUACUGAAGAAAUACGAGCACGCAGACAUAUGAGAUGACUCCAGAAUUUAAUCUAAAUGCAACCGUAGACGACUCCUACCAGUAUAAAGUAAUGAAUUUAUCUUUAUUGUCGUCAGUUCACUUCAGAUUUUAAAUCUGAUUGCACCCGUAGACGACUCACACUAGUGUGAAGUAAUAAGUGCAUCAAUAUCUCCAAUUCACUUCAGAUUUUAAAUCCAAAUGCGAUCGUAGACGACUGCUACUAAAUUCAUUUCAUAUGUAAAUGCAACCGUAGACGUCUCCUACCAGUGUAAGGUAAUAAAUUUAUCGUUGUCUCCAA
Molecule: messenger RNA, 605 nt
Organism: Sphaeroforma arctica JP610
Lineage: Eukaryota; Ichthyosporea; Ichthyophonida
Exons: 3
Coding region: 92-319 (75 amino acids)
Source: RefSeq, a predicted model, not a curated record